Molecule: messenger RNA, 1590 nt
Organism: Darwinula stevensoni
Lineage: Eukaryota; Metazoa; Arthropoda; Ostracoda; Podocopida; Darwinulidae
Source: the annotation of a GenBank genome assembly
AUGAAGAUAACAGGUGAUGAAGUGUCCGUGUUCAUUGAUUCCUAUAAUGAGACAAUACCUUAUCCUCGCAAGGUCGCUCGAAAGUCGCACAAGAUCUUCCGAAAGUCUUCUCGAAGGCGAUUCGAGAGCGUCGAUCGCACCUGGGGUCUCCCGCUCCAGGGAAUUGCCACUUGGGCAUUGGGAAAGAACUUGUGCGUGAACUUCGACACCAUGAGGGAAAAACAUGGGGACAUCUUCACGGUCGGCUUACUUCACAAGAAUCUCGUGGUUCUGAGCAACUGGGAACUCGUGCGAGACAUCUUCGAACGAAAUGAAAUUUCUGGUCGACCAGAGGGCAUCAUCAGUCGAAAACUCGCUUUCGGAAGAAUGGGUAUCGCAGCAGCGGAGGGAAGUUUUUGGCAAGACAACCGACGUUUCACCGUGCGGAUUUUGAAGGAUUUUGGCUUCGGGAAAAGAGAAGUCAUGAAUUCCAUGAUACAAGACGCCGCCCUCACUCUCUGCCGAUUCCUCGGAGAAAAUCAGCACAAGCCACAAGAUCUUGGUCCCCGCCUCAAUCUUGCAAUCAUCAAUAUCAUCUGGAGAAUGAUUGCAGAUAAGCAAUUGUCUCAUGACGAUGCCAAGAUGCAGGACAUCAUGAUCAAAAUCGAGGAAGUAUUCAACGAUGCUAACCACCUUCGCUUCUUCGAUUUGUUCCCCUUCUUGGUAUACCUUUGGCCGCCAGCACUUCGAGCCUGUCGACGCAUGGAUCGGAGCGUGACAACCCUAUCGAAAAUAUUUUCGGAGGAGAUAAAAGAUCACAAGAAAAACCUUUCACUUUCCGAGGAUCCCAAGGAUUUCAUUGAUGCCUACCUCACGGAAAUGGCACGACAGAAGGCUCGAGGAGAGAUCAAUCCCAAUUUCUCAGAAUUCGAAUUGCAAGUAAUCAUCUCGGAUCUGUUCAUCGCCGGGAGCGAGACAACAACAAACACCAUUCGUUGGUGCGUCCUGUUUCUCCUCUGCCACCCCGAAAUUCAGGAGAAACUCCAGGCUGAAGUUGACUCCGUUGUAGGGCCCGACAGACUUCCUUCGCUGGAUGACCGAGACAGAAUGCAGUAUACUCAAGCCUUCAUGAUGGAAGUGCUGCGACUAGGAGUCAUGCUCCCUGUGGGCGCGCCUCACGCGGCCACCGAGGACACAGAAGUAGCUGGAUUUCUUUUCCCCAAGGGGACAAUUGUUUUCGCAAACGUCUGGGCGUGUCACAUGGAUCCGAAGUUCUGGCCCGAUCCAGGGAAGUUUGAUCCGGGAAGAUUCCUCAAUCCAGAUGGAACCCUGAAGACCAAAGUCCCUAGCUACUUUCCAUUUUCUCUCGGGAAGCGCCAAUGUCCGGGCGAGUCAGUGGCUCUCAUGGAAAUCUUCUUGUUCAUGGCCAUCUUCAUGCAGAAAUUCACAUUUCGCACCACUAUAGGACUUCCUCAUCCCAAACCCGAGAGUGUCCCGAGCUUACCCUUGAAUCAUCCUCAACCCUUCCAAUUCCUCGUGGGCGAGAGGAAGCUUUGGAACAAGAGCGAUUCAUUGUUCAUCGUUCCUGAUCCCCCAACUAGUAACUGGUAG